AUGCCAGCAAUGAAAGGUUUGCUCGCCCCACAAAAUACUUUCCUGGAUACCAUCGCUACACGGUUCGACGGAACGCAUAGUAACUUCCUUCUGGCCAAUGCUCAGGUUCAUCGAGGUUUCCCAAUAGUCUACUGCUCUGAUGGCUUCUGUGAUCUCACUGGCUUUGGCCGAACUGAAGUCAUGCAAAAGAACUGCACCUGUCGGUUCCUGUAUGGAGUGGAGACCAAUGAUGUUGUCUUGCAGGGCAUUGAGAGGGCGCUUGAUGAAAAGCAAGAAUACCAGGCAGAGGUGUGCUUCUAUAAGAAGGAUGAGAACCUUUUCUGGUGCCUACUGGACAUUGUUCCCAUCAAGAAUGAAAAGGGAGAGGUGGUGCUGUUUCUCUUCUCAUUUAAGGAUAUCACUGAAACCAGAGGGAGGGCUCAGACAAGUGACAGAAAAGAAGAAAAACUGAAGAGUCGGCGCUCUGGGACCUCUCACUUCAGUUCAGUGAGAAGACAAAGCAGGACAAUGUUGUGUCACCUGACUGGUCAAGUAUCUGGCAGGGAUAAGAACGACAUUAAACUCAACAGUAACCUGUUUGAUAACAAGCCUUCUUUACCCGAAUAUAAAGUGGCCUCUGUACAGAAACCAUGCUUCAUCCUCCUCCACUACAGCAUCUUCAAAGCUUUAUGGGACUGGCUCAUCCUCCUAGCCACUUUCUAUGUAGCUGUCACCGUUCCCUACAAUGUCUGCUUCACAAGUCAUGAUGAAAGUGUCUCUGCUGCACGCAGCACAAUUGUCAGUGACAUUGCAGUGGAAAUGUUAUUUAUUUUGGAUAUUAUCCUUAAUUUCCGGACCACAUACGUCAGCCAAUCAGGUCAGGUGGUGUACAACCCCCGUUCUAUCUGCAUCCACUACCUCGCGACAUGGUUCUUUGUGGACCUUAUUGCAGCUCUACCAUUUGACCUUCUCUAUGCAUUUAACAUCACAGUGACGUCCCUGGUCCACCUGUUAAAGACAAUACGAUUGUUGAGACUUCUGAGGUUGCUGCAGAAGCUUGACCGUUAUUCCCAGUACAGUGCAAUGGUGCUAACACUACUCAUGUCCAUGUUUGCUCUCUUGGCUCAUUGGAUGGCUUGCAUCUGGUACGUGAUUGGCCGUAAGGAAAUGGAGAGCAAUGAUCCUGUGACUUGGGACAUUGGUUGGCUCCAUGAACUUGGCAAAAGACUUGAAGCGCCAUAUAUAAAUAAUUCUCUAGGUGGCCCAUCUCUCCGUAGUGCUUACAUAGCAUCCCUCUACUUUACCCUCAGCAGCUUGACCAGUGUAGGUUUUGGAAAUGUCUGCGCCAACACAGAUGCUGAAAAGAUCUUCUCAAUCUGUACAAUGCUAAUAGGAGCACUGAUGCAUGCAGUGGUGUUUGGUAACGUCACAGCAAUCAUCCAACGUAUGUACUCUCGACGUUCCCUCUAUCAUACACGUAUGAAGGACCUGAAGGAUUUUAUCCGUGUUCAUCGUCUGCCCCAGCAGCUCAAGCAACGUAUGCUUGAGUACUUCCAGACUACAUGGUCUGUCAAUAAUGGCAUUGAUGCUAAUGAGUUACUGAAAGAUUUCCCAGAUGAGCUCCGUGCUGACAUUGCCAUGCAUCUUAACAAGGACAUCCUUCAGCUUCCAGUAUUUGAGCCCGCCAGCCGUGGCUGCCUACGUGCCCUAUCAUUGCAUAUCAAGACAUCAUUCUGUGCCCCAGGCGAGUAUCUCCUGCGACAGGGAGAUGCCUUGCAAGCUAACUACUUUGUGUGCUCGGGGUCUCUGGAAGUCCUGAAGGACAACAUGGUGUUAGCUAUUCUUGGAAAAGGUGAUCUGAUUGGUGCAGACCUUUCAAGCAAGGAUCAGGUGAUCAAGACAAAUGCUGAUGUGAAAGCUCUGACAUAUUGUGACCUGCAGUAUCUAAGCCUACGGGGACUUCUGGAAGUGCUGGAAUUGUACCCUGAAUAUUCUAGCAAAUUCAUGGCUGAUAUUCAUCACGACCUGACCUUUAACCUCCGAGAAGGCAGCGAGACUGAUGGCUGCUAUAGGUUUUCAAGAUCGCCGCGUCUUUCACAGCCUCGACCAGAAUCUGGUACUGCUUCUGAAAAAAAGCUGUCAUCCAUCUUGGAAGAUAAUGAUGAGACAGAUGACUUCUUUCGCCAUUCUCCAGCCACCAUGACACGUAGGAAGCUCAUGUUGCCUAAUCUCAAUAGCCCAGUGAGACGUGGCUCCCUAAGCAGUCUCCUUGGUGAUGAUCUGCGUCAAUUCUCAGCUUUUCGUCUGAAUUGCCGUUCACCUGCACGCAGCAACCGUGGAAGGAGCCCUUCUCCACAGUGUCGCAAGGGUGAGAAAGUGUCUGAAACUGAGAGUUCUGGCUCACGAAAGCCAGCUAAACUCUUAAUCCCUGCUCUCAACACUUAUGGCCCACCAGAUCUCAGUCCAAGAGUUGUGGAUGGAAUUGAGGAUGGUGGGGAUGUCUCAGAGAGCAAAACAUUUGAAUUCAACGUGAACUCAACGGCAAGAUCGCCAGUUAAACAAUCUUCUGCAGCAGGCAUGAAUCUGGUAAAUCCAAUCUUGGCGGCUGAAGCUGAGGAAAUAAAACAUAACAUCUGCAGAUUAAACCAAGAGAUAAAUGGUCUCAACCAUGAAGUUUCUCAGCUAAGCAAGGAGCUCCAGCACAUGAUGCAUUUACUGCAAACUCUAUUGGCUUCCCAGCAGUACAAUCACCCCUUGGCAUGUCCCUAUGCUGUCCAGGUUGUCUCUGCACCAUCUUCAACCCGUAUAAGCUGUAAUGAGCAGCAGCCCAGGUCCAAUUAUCCCAUGACACUCUCUCACCAUAUGAUGCAGGAUUCUGCAAUGCCCAGGACUCUUGGACAUGGAUCCUUGUCAUCAGACAUUGCUUAUACCCAAAUCCAUUUAAAAAAGACUCCUCCAGAUGUGUGCCAGAGGUCAGCAGAUACCGAAGCCUUCCAGCCCACAAGGGACUGUUGUUACAUACCUUCUAACACCAUGUGUUCACCAGGAAUUUCUUUUCCCCAUGGAGAUAUGGAGAGGACUAGGUUCCAGCAGCACAACGAUGAUGUCCCCCCUAGCCCUCAGACUUCUAACUAUGGAUCUCCUGCCUCAGGACCUUUCAUCAUGUGCCACCAAACUCAUUCCCAGACUUCUAUCAGUUCUGUCCAAUCUUUUUCAACCUGUACCACACAGAACAAUCCACCAAACAACUACAAUACAGAAUCACUCCAGACAGCAUCCAGUAGCAUGAUAGAGCCUCAAAUCCCAUGA
Molecule: messenger RNA, 3288 nt
Organism: Bombina bombina (fire-bellied toad)
Lineage: Eukaryota; Metazoa; Chordata; Amphibia; Anura; Bombinatoridae
Gene: KCNH4
Product: potassium voltage-gated channel subfamily H member 4
Exons: 16
Coding region: 1-3288 (1095 amino acids)
Biological process (GO): regulation of membrane potential; potassium ion transmembrane transport
Cellular component (GO): membrane
Molecular function (GO): voltage-gated potassium channel activity
Source: RefSeq, a predicted model, not a curated record